Molecule: messenger RNA, 2144 nt
Organism: Nymphaea colorata (pocket water lily)
Lineage: Eukaryota; Viridiplantae; Streptophyta; Magnoliopsida; Nymphaeales; Nymphaeaceae
Biological process (GO): proteolysis
Molecular function (GO): zinc ion binding; metallocarboxypeptidase activity
Source: RefSeq, a predicted model, not a curated record
GGCAAGUUGUAGCUGCUGAUGAGGUAGGCGAUCACGAAGGAACUGCUCCUGGACACGCCCGCGUAGCAGUGCACCAGAACUCCUCCCUUGCGCCUGCCCUCGGCGACCAGCCGGACGACCUCGUCGAGCAGCUAGACGGGAAGCUUCUGCUGCUUGUUGUCGUGGAUGUCGUAGAAGUGGUGGUCGACGUCCUCCUGCAGCUUCUACUUGUUGGGCAUGGCCUCAGUGCCGAUCGAAAUUAUCGUGCGUAUCUUGUUCGGCUUGAGGAUGGAGAGGUCCACUGCCGAGUUACAGUCCCCCAGCACCAGCGCUCCCAGCUCGUCCCUCUCCGGCAGGAUCACGUUCCCCGGCAGCAAAAACGAUCUCUACAUCAAAACGUAAUUUACACCUUAGUAAGCGGUCUGGAUUACCAGCUGCUGCCGGGCAACCCUGAGUUCCUGUAGCCUGAGAACGAGGAGAGCUACCCAGUCUUCGAGCCCAAGCAGUAUAUUCUCGAGUAGGCUAUUAAGAAGGAUAUCCAAAUCAUCAUCUUCAUGAACACGCUGCUCAACAAGAUCGUAUACGACCAGCAGGACGCGCCCCUCAGCAAGGGCAUCGACCCCAAGGCCCACGGAGUCGACAUGCUGCCCUUCUACGUCCCCGCCUCCGAAAACGACACCACGCUGGUCUUCGAGGCGAGGUUCUAGACGGGCAACCUGCGCAGGGCCAUCCAAAUCCUGGAAUUCGAGUACCAGAUCAUCCUGAGGGCCGACUGGAACACCACUUCCCACACGCAGUGGUACUAUUUCUCAGUGGCCAACACCCGCAAGGACGUGGAGUACAAGUUCAUGAUCAUCAACCUGAUGAAGCCGGACAGCCUCUACAACAGCGGCAUGAAGCCUCUCUUCUACUCCGAGAAGCAGGCCAAAAAAAAGUAAGGGUGGCACUAUCAAGACAUCGGCUGGUACAGGGACGGCUACGAUAUCUGCUACUACCAGAACAACCUGAAGCGCAAGAACGGCGACUUCUUCCACACCCUCACCUUCUCCGUCAAGUUUGUGUACCGCCUGCCUUAGAAAGACGACUGCGAUACCGUCUACAUCGCCCACUGCUACCCCUACACCUACUCGCGCCUGCAGAACUUCCUCAAGGAGGUGGAGACGGACCCCAAGCGGAAGCACCUGGUGCAGAGGAAGACCCUGUGCCAGAGCGUGGCCGGCAACAACUGCGACUACCUCAUCAUCAGCGACUUCAACAACGGCAAGGAGAAGAAGGGCGUGUUCCUGACGUCGCGGGUGCACCCCGGCGAGCCCAUGUCCUCCUACGUCAUCGAGUACAUCAUCGAGUACCUGCUGAGCAACUCCAACAUCGCCAAGAUCCUCAGGGAGAACUUCAUCUUCAAAAGUCCCAUGCUCAAUCCCGACGGAGUCAUCAUCGGCAACUACCGCUGCAACCUCAGCCUGGUAGACCUCAACCGCCAGUGGAUCGACCCCAACAAGAAGUUCCACCCCACCAUCUACCACACCAAGCAGCUCAUCAAGCGCAUGAAGGAGGAGAGGGACUUUGUCCUCUACUGUGACUUCCACGGCCACUCACGCAAGAAGAACUGCUUCAUGUACGGCUGCAACAAGGACGCUUCCAAGAAGGAACAGAUCUUCCCCGCCAUCGUCAAGACCAACUGCAACACCUUCUCCUUCAAGGACUGCUGCUUCCUCAUCCAGAAGGACAGGGAAGGCGCCUCCAGGGUAAACCCACUCGCUACGCAGAUCGCCCUCUGGAAGGAACUCAACAUCACCAACUGCUUCACCUUCGAGAUCUCCUUCUGCGGACCAGACACCGGCAAGUACGAGUUUCGCCACUUCAACCUCUCCAACUACAGGGACAUGGCCGACAAGUUCUGCGAAUCGCUCUACGACUUCUCCGAGCCCGAGUCCGCGAAGGUGGCGCAGGCCAUCAGCGACCUCGAGCAGAACAUCCUGCGCAACGACAAGAACGACGACGACUCGGGCGGCGACGACUCGGACUACGAGACGAUGGACGUGCCGCCUCCGAACAGGGGCGAGAGCAAGGGCAAGGAGGAGAUAAAGCCGUCGUCGGGGAACAACCAGAUGAUCAUCAAGAAGAAAAUCGCCCCCGUCAACCUGCAGGUCAAGAAGAAGAAGUGA